Messenger RNA from Callithrix jacchus (white-tufted-ear marmoset), 10406 nucleotides. It is a transcript of the gene RAB30, whose product is annotated as RAB30, member RAS oncogene family. The record is from RefSeq and is a predicted model, not a curated record. Gene Ontology annotation, biological process: Rab protein signal transduction. Gene Ontology annotation, molecular function: GTP binding; GTPase activity. Lineage: Eukaryota; Metazoa; Chordata; Mammalia; Primates; Cebidae.
UGGUACUUCUGAUGAGCCUCACCUACACUGAACUUUCAGUCCUGCUUAGGGAAAGCUGCUAGCUGUGUGCCUUGGACAAGUUAUGGAACCUCUCUGAGUCAAGUGUUCUCAUCUGUUACGUGCAGUUUACAGUUCCUAUUUCACAGUGAGGAUGAAAUAAGAUCAGAGCACCUGAUACGUAAUAAGUGCUCAAAACACUUAUUUCCUCCCCUUUGGUUCUCGAGUAUCUGAAAUACGGUCCCUUUAAGCUUGUUAAGAUUCCUCACUAGCCUUGUAUGCAGCUGUGGGCAGAGAGCUUUGGCAGAAGGAAAGACUUUUUGUUUUUUUUUUAAAUGACUGUUUCAUAAUCUGUUGGCUCAAAUCUGCUGCUGCCACACCCUGUGCCUCUCAGGGUCCCUGGGUCCUGUUGCAGUUAUCAUAUGCCUCACCUUUAACCUAAAUGACCCUGGGAAGUGGCUGCUAUGGAAGAAGGAUUUACUGAAUGCAAAAUGGAUUUUCUUCCUUGCUCUUUGGGGCAAAGCUGGCUCAGCGAUUCUUAGCUGUAGGGGGAGGGGCUGGCAGGCCUGACCGCAGUUGGACUUAGCGGUCAGGGGUUUUCUGGUUUUCAUUAAAAUUCUCUGGCUGUCUUUCGGGAUAGCUCCAUUGGAUAUGACUGUGCACUGGAGCCAGUUGUGCUGUUCUCUGAGCUAUACACACCCAUCAAAUUACAGUGCCCCUGAGGACAAGAGAAAACUGAAGCUGUGUAAAUGAGUAUGGAAGAUUAUGAUUUCCUGUUCAAAAUUGUUUUAAUUGGCAACGCUGGUGUGGGGAAGACUUGCCUCGUCCGAAGAUUCACUCAGGGUCUUUUCCCCCCAGGUCAAGGAGCCACAAUUGGAGUUGAUUUUAUGAUUAAGACAGUGGAGAUUAAUGGUGAAAAAGUAAAGCUACAGAUCUGGGACACAGCAGGUCAAGAGAGAUUUCGGUCCAUUACCCAGAGUUAUUACCGAAGCGCCAAUGCCUUGAUCCUCACCUAUGACAUUACUUGUGAGGAAUCCUUCCGUUGCCUUCCUGAGUGGCUGCGGGAGAUAGAACAAUAUGCCAGCAACAAGGUCAUCACUGUGUUAGUGGGCAACAAGAUUGAUCUGGCUGAAAGGAGAGAGGUCUCCCAGCAGCGAGCUGAAGAAUUCUCAGAAGCUCAGGACAUGUAUUAUCUGGAGACCUCAGCCAAGGAAUCUGAUAAUGUGGAGAAACUCUUCCUUGACUUAGCAUGCCGACUCAUCAGUGAAGCCAGACAGAACACACUUGUGAACAAUGUAUCCUCACCCUUACCUGGAGAAGGGAAAAGCAUCAGCUAUUUGACUUGUUGUAAUUUCAACUAAAGGCUGAGGCACAGAGAAGCAAAAGGAAUCUGCAACUGCCCUGAUGGGCCACGAGAUGCUGGGGCGAUCUGGUGAUGACUGUGGCUCCCGCUCUCGGACCUUCUGACUCCUGUGGGCUCCUGAGCUUACAAAAAGCAUGGCAGGCCAAGGGCCUAGACCACAGGCCAGCAUUAGCAGAACAUAUAAUGGUUUCACCCUUUUGCAGUCUGGAGUUGGAGCAAGGAGAAAAUUGCUCUAGGCACUCCAUGAUCUGCAGAGCAUGUUGCUUUUGUUUUUUUAAAAAGCAAGUAAAAGUGCAUUCCCGAACAGAGUCCAGGGGGAAAUGUACUGUAGGGAUCCCUCCUGCACAUCAGUGGGUGCAUGUGGGAGCUGUUCUUUAGGGCUUCGGUGGUAAUCUUCUGGGGGCCCUGGUUUUCUUGUCUACCAGAUAAACCAAAACUGGGAAGGCCAAGUACAUCUCUGUGGUACGUCUUGACCACCCCAUGGAGAUUUUGCAAAGUGUUAUUUCUCUUGUCCACAGGCACUUUCAAGAACUUUGGGAUGUAAAAAUGAAAUGAAAUCUUUACUCAUUACCAACAGUAACAAUCAUUGUUUUAAUAAUAUAUACAAGCUCCAUGACUCCUUUUGGUGCUAAUGAUUCUGCUAUUUCACAGACCAAACGUUUUAGUACAUUGAUGUCCUUAAAUGUAUUAUAUAGAAAUAAAAAAAUGGGGGAAGUCCAUGAAUCAGCAGUCUUUCUCAAAGUCUCAUUACUACCUUUUUAAAGGUGGAUUUUUGGGAAAAGAGAAUACUUUUCCUUUUAUGUUCCCCUCUGAAUCUCUACCAUUCUCUUCUCUUUUCUCUCCAGCCCUUUAAGUAAAUGAAAAAGUUUGCAAACUGAAAAAUAAAUAAAUAAAUGUUUGAUGAUAUUCUAAUAUAAAAGCUUAGCUCUAAGACAUUUUGAGUAGUAUGAGGAAACAGACCAGAUAUGACCAAAAUACUGUGGAUUAAGGGACUGUAGUGCAGUGCUCCAAGCAAAGCACAGUCCUUGAUAGUAGGUCACAUCUUUUACUUCCUGGUACUCUCCAUCUUGGACAGACCAAGGCUUAGGAUUUUGUAGAUUUUUUUAGUAUGGUAAGUGAGAAUAGCAACAGAUAAAAAGUCUCACGACCCAUUUUUAUAUCUUUGAUGAUAACCAUAGAAAAAUUCUGCUUGUGGAAGCACAUCGAACUGUCAAUUUUUCCCCUCCUUGUAAUGAUGUUACCCUCAGAUGCUUAACCAUACAUUCUUCCUUUUUUCUUUCUCUUUUCCUCUGUUUUUCUGGUCUCUCCUUUUCUUCUUCCCUCCUUCCCUCCCUCCCUCCCUGCCUCCCUUCUUCCUUCCCUCCCAUCCUUAUAUGCAUGUGUUACUGCGAAUCUCCAAUUCAAAUGGAGGUGUAUAUGCCUUUACUUAGCCAAUUUUAAAACAGGACUCAAGAUGGAAGAUGUGCUGCUGAAUAUAUGUUUCUGUUUCUUCAGUGCCGUACUUUGAUAGCUUCCAAUUUGUUCACUGAUAAAAAUGCAAAUUGGGAAAAUAAUUAAGCCUGUAUGCUGUUGAUGCUGUCAGAUGUUUCUGUAGCUUGCUGCUUAGCAUAACUGAGGGAUGAGUAAUGGAAUAAGGAUAUGAUGUGUAAUUCCACUGUUGCUGUAGAUGGUGACAAUCUCAGUCCUGAUAUGUUGAUGUUUGAAAGCUAUUUAAUUGUAAAGAAAUGAGUCAUGUAGAAACAUGAUGUUCAUAAAGCAUUUCCCGCAUUUCUCUAGCAGAUUCCCGAUUAACCAGUCUCUCGCACAUGGGAUUAUACAUAUUUUUUAAGGGACUGAUAACUUUUGGUUGGCCUCACUGUGUUUUCCUGAUCCUGUGGGAAAGAGAAAGGGAUCCCAGAAGUUUGUUUUUCUUUUAGAAUCAGUCUCUGCAGGAAAGAAAAGUCAUUUUAAUAAAACCAAAAUAAUUUAUAAUAAUUGUUGCCUUUCCCUCCCCGUCCUCUCCGCUAAGCCAGCAACUAAAGGUAUUCAGAAAACAAGUUAAUCCAGGUGGGUAAAAGAACUUUUUUAAACUGUAAGGAAAUGUUCCUAAGUUUAGAUUCAUUACCUGUCAUUUAGGGCAAAAAUCCAGUGCCCCCAGCACAUGAUGACCCAACUUUUUCUCACAGUAGCAAGUGCUGAAAAUAAAGUUGCUUUGUGAACUUAGAGGAAAUGGCUGUGUCAGAUUGGACUAACUUACUUGCAGAAUGACACCUUUUAGGGCCACACUUAUAUUAUUCCCUAGGGUUUAGCCUUCUCUGUAUAUCCAUGGCCAGACUAAGAAUGGGAUUAAAAAGCUGUGUGGUCUUGGCCUCUUUCUUCCCUGUUGCUCCUCCCAGCCUUUCUAUAACUUACCAUUCAUGGCCCAUCAGCAGGAGCACAGGAGAAUGUGGGACAUUUUUUUCUUAGUUGUGUGAAUUCCAGAUUAGGCCUUAUGGAUGCUUGUCUACUAAUAUAUCUCAAGUUUGAAAUCCCUGACAAUAUUGUAGGUGCAAUAAAUAUUAGUCGAAUAAAUAUUUAAGUGCCAAGAUUGGGAGGAGGCUUUUUUUUAUUAAACAGAAAUCCCUUUAAGUAGAACUUAAUAAAGGACACUAAUUACAGUCAUCUUAAUCCAGGCCAGGACCUAAAUUUAUUGGUUUGCCUAACAGUCUUAUUGCCAUGGCAAUAUUUGCUGAGUCUUUAGAUAAAAAUGAAUUCUUAUUUAGUGGUAGAUGAAGAAAGAGAAAUUGCUUUAUCAUAGUUUAAUUCGGCUUUGGUCUGCUAAGACUACCAGGGUUUGUGUAUUCCUCCAUUUUUGGUGUGAUCUUUUUCUUCUUUCAAUAAAGUUAUUAAAUAUAUAGCAAAACUUUUUUCAGUUUCCAAUGAAAAAUGCAUGAUACUCAUGUCAUGAAGUCAGGCUUGGGGAUAGCUAGGAAAUAAAAGUUUGCUGAUAAUGAUAUUUCAUUAUGGCUUUGUGUAGACUAUAUCCUCAAAGGAUUUUGUGCUUUGCCCGGAGAAGGCUUUUUCUCCCAUUGUAUGCUUUUAUUAAAUCUGUUGAAUUAUAUUAAUAUUUUUUGAAUUUGCAUGGCCAAAUACUUUUUUGUGGAUUACUUAAUUAGGCUAUGGGCUCUUCCUGGCCUUUCUUGUUCCCAGUCUUUUAAUCAUUUCACAUUUUUAUCUCUCCCUGAGUAAAGUGGCAAGAAAACUAAAAUGAAAAUUAAAUAGAGUGAUUUGACAAUGUGUCUGUUCUUAUUUAGAGUUUAUAAGGAGGGUAGAAACCAUUGACCAAAAUAAGAUUUUUGGAUCAAGAUUAUUUACUUUAAGCCAUUUAGACUUGUUGGCCAGCGACACCACAUUUGACAAAGGACUGGGUUCUUAACUUCUUUCAUUCAUGAAUAUAUAUGCCUUGGGAGGACACUGGUGACAGAGUUAUGCCAAUGAUUUGCCAUAUUACCCUUUAAGCUAGCCCAUAAUUCUACCAGACCUCAUACCAAGUUUCAGUUCAUGACUCAUACUGAAUAAAUAUCAGUUGUAAAUGGUUUUGAAUUGGUCUUCCUACUAAAGUGAAACAUCUCCCUUUAAACCAAGCCACAUGAAUGAAAUAUCAUAAUCAGAAUUUUUUUUGCAUAGCAAAUGAAUGGCCUUCUCCACUAAGCCAGCAACUAAUGGUACUCAGAAAACAAGUUAAUCAAGGUGGGCAGAACUUUUUGAACUGUGAGGAAAUGUUUCUAAGUUUAGAUUUAUUACCUGUCAUUUAGGCAAAAAUCUAAUUUUUUUAAAAUUUCUUAAUCCUGUAGAAAUCUGUAUUUCAUAGUAAUGAGUAUUUAGGGAUCAUUGCUCUAUUAGCAUCUGGGAGAGAUCGUCUAGGGUUUGCCUUUCAUUUUUUUCUAGAAUUUUGUUGUUGUUUUAACUGCAACUGGUUACUUUUCUCAACUAUGGUCCUGACAUGUUUAUACUAUGAUACUUUUGAGACUUAGCUAAAGAAUUAAAAGCCAUAAAAUGACAUUUGCUUCUCAUCCUUCAGUCAAAUGUGUUCCAUUUAAGCAGUAUGGUUAAAUACUAAUUUUGGGAUAAGGGAGGGAUAUGUUUUUUUUACUUUCUUUUUGGAUUUCAUUUCUGUGACAUGAGCCUAUUUGUGUUUGGAAGGAAAGAUGCCUUCCUUUACAUUCUUUACACUGGUAAUUUUUUCAUACUGAACUAAGAAAUUAUCAUCCUUUCAAAACACGUUAAUAUGGCAAUGUUAGAGUAACGGAGAUGGCAUUUCAUUUCCUCUCCUUAGUCACAUUAUGUUGGAAUGUUAUUGUCAUUUCCAGAAGCCACACUUUGAAAUUACAAACAAAUUGAGGCAUUACCAGCCCACUGAAGGAAUUUUAAAUGCAAGACAUUUAAAGAAUAUUUGAAGGAUUUGGGGAGAUUUUGGUUAGGAAAAAAAGGGGAAUACAAUUAGUGCAUUAGAGCAAGAUGCUCUGUGGUUCAGAGGGGUGGAAUGAGGCUAUAGGGACACAGAUUUGGGUUCCAUGUCAGGGAGACAGUUCUCAAAAAUUGGUUCACUAUGGGACAGGUUGCUUCAGGUAAUAGCCUCUGUCAAGCAGAGGCUACAUAAGAGGCUGCCAAAGAUGUGGAGAGGAUCCAGUUGGUUGGAGCUUGGAGCAGGCAACUUAUUAACCUAAAUUCCAUGUUGUGUGUAGUAUUUUGCCCUUUAUAACAUGUUUGAUUAAAUAUUUGUUAAUCCAUAGCUAAUGAUUUUUUAAAUGGGGCCUCAUUCUUCUGCACAAGUGCAUCCCACCUUCAUCUUUCAGGAAAGAGGUUGGUUGCAGGUUGUUAGGCCAAGAGACUGGCCCUCCAUUAUGCCCCAUGGUGGACUUGCCUUAUCAGUCCAUUCACUGAUGUCCUGUUGAAAUCACAAAUUGGUUCUUGAGUUAAAAAUAUUGUUUUAGUAGAAGUUACAUGAAAUUAUCACUUGCCAAACAUAGGCCUUUAAUAAAUAAUGGGCGUCUCCUUCAUGAUUUUAGGAUAGGCCUUUUUAGCAGAGCAGAAUCUUCUGUUAAAAGUUCUCACAAACAGACCAACAUGAAGUUUUGCAGUUCCCAAGAGAGACGGGCUGGUGGGUCACUGACGUAAAGCAGUCCACAAGAUCUAUUUUAGAAAAGUCUCAAUGACAUUUCCUUAGUUUGUUUGAUUUACAUGAGAAUACAUGAGUUUAUCUUGAUAGGCUGAGAAAAAAAAUUUUUUUUUUAAAGAAUACUUGAGUUUAAAAGAACUGCUUUACAUAGAAAGCAAUAAAAACAAGUAUUUUUGACUUGAAAAUCAGAGGUAACUAUAAGCAAUUUUUGCUAAUAAAGCCUAUGGCCCAAAUUAUUCCACCUGCUAAAUAACUUUCACACCUGCUAGGCCGAUAGACGGCUUUUCAUUGGUCUUUUUUUUUUUUUUUUUUUUAAUCAUGGUCUUAAAUCAGUAUGGUGAGAAAUCUGUUUGUGUUUAGGUGAGACUUCUUUGACUCCUUUGGACAAGAGGUCAGAGCACAAAAGCUAGUCACCACUUUGACUUCUUGAGGUAUGAGCCAAAAUUUUACUUUCCCAUUGAUUUAAAGCAGAAUUUUUGAAGAUGCUGUGUUCUAGUUCCUGAUGGAAUCUUUGGUGGGUGGUGACUUUGACAGUUCAGAGUGAUGUGGGGAGUUAUACAGAAGGGAAAACACUAGUUUAGGUGUGAGGAGACCUAGCAUGCCACAAAUUAGCUGCGACUUUAGGCAAAGCACAAUAUUUUGAGCAUCAAUUUUUUUCAUCUAUGAGAUAGACCUGUCAGGAUUGUUGUGAAAAUUAGAUGAGACAAAUUGAAAGUACAAUGCUUGGUAAAUAGUAAGCACUCAAAUAUUAGUUCUUUUUCUCCUUAAUUAAGAGCAGACAUUGAAUGGUCUGAUGCCAAGUGAGAUCCUUAAGAGACAAAACAAAGAAACUUUCCUGGCUUCAAAGAAAAGAACUCCAUUUCUGAAAGGGUGCCUUAAAAGGAAGUCAUUAAUUUGAUCCAUCCUUUUGCCUUUGGGCAUUACUGUCACCCUCCAUUUCUUUACAUACUUCAGGAAAGGUGGUCUCUCUCUCUCUCCCAAAAGGCAAUUCCAGGGUUGUAAACUCAUUAUCAGGAAACUUAAUCUUAGAACUGAAAUACCUCACAGUGCAAUUUAAACCUCUUUCUUCUUGAUCCCAUUCUUCAUGGGAAGAAAACUGGGUUGAUCCCUAUCUUCUUUUUAAGGAGCCACAUUUGCCAUUUAUCAUUGCUCUUUUGCCUAUUAAAAAAAAAAUCAAAAAAAGCUCAUUAAAAUGAUAAUUAUUUACUUAGUGUAUGUCAGGAUAGGUAUUUAUUACUCUUAGCUUCUUAUUAGUAUCAGAUGUAGAUCAUAGUCUUACUGUUAACUCUUCAGUUAUAUAUAUAAUUUCUUUAGUUAUAUAAUUGAUAACAAAGUGUGCUUCUGAAGGAUUAUUCUGGUUGUAUGGCUCUUGUUUCCUCUCCUUCAUUAAAAAUGGAGUCAUGAAUCUCAGUUUUGUGAUCUGCUUUUAAUUUCAUAUAUGACAUUUUUUGAUGUCCAUAAUUACUAACAUCCAAAAGGGUUUCUUCCCCUUUCUACAUGUGCACUAAGUUCUAAAACAAAAAUUGGAAUACAAAAUGCCUACUAAAGCAAAAAUUUAUGUACAGAAAAGCAAAAAUAAUCUAGUUUGUUAAGAUAAUUUGUCACUAACUGGUUGAAUAACACACAGUUUUUGUUUAAAGUUACACAGUUAAGCCUGGAUUAAUUAACAAUAGUAAAACUUGACAAGUCUUUUGAAAAACAGCUGCUAAACAUAUUGCUGUCUGGAAUGUAAUCAUUAGCAACGAAUACUCUCUUAUCCUAUACAAUUGCAGAAUGCUAGUGGAACUUUCUUGUAGGCUAUUUGACAAUGAAUGUUAAUUGAAUUAUUUUUUAAAAAUGUAAAAUCCUUUGGUUCAAUUCAUUCACUUCAGAGGACAGUAAAACUCUGAAAAAAAAAAAAAAAGUAAAAUCCUCUUAUCCCUUUAAAGCCUGUUUACACUUUCAUGUCCCUGUUGUAGAAAAUUUCAAAUGCUGGCUUCUAAUUUCUACUCACUGAAGUGUCUUCCAGACAUACCAGAUGGUUGGAGCUCCUUUGAUAGCAUAUAAGGGAGCUAUAUAAAUGUAUGUGAACUAACUCAUGAGCAAAAUUUCUGUUUUCAGAAAAAAAGAAAAAAGAAACUGCUCAUAAUUUUGAUAAUACAAGAGUAAAAAGAGAUUUCUGAUAAUAUGAAGGGAAAAAGUGUGCCCCAUAUAUCUUGUACACACUUUUAAUGCAUGAAUUUUAGUAUAGAAAUGAAAUAAAAUGCAAAAUAUAUAAUUCUGAAGAUCUUAGCAGCUAGUAAAAAUAUUUAGAAAAGCUGCUUUAUGAAGACUUAGAGAAUCCUUGAUCUCCCCACCUUUCCUAUCACUCCAUUAAAACAUGGGUCUUUAAUAUUAAUAAACACAUAGUUUUAACUAAUAAACAGGUUAAUUACUGAGUUUUAUGAACUCAAUUCUUCAUAUUUGCCUAUUGGUUUUAAGCAUAGGAUAUCAGUAUUAUUUGUAUACAGCAGUAUAUAAAAUUUAACCAACUUCAAUAUAAGAAUAGUACUUGAUUUUAAAUGUUAAUAUGCAAAUAUUAACAGUAUACUACAUCAUAUUUUAUGUGUUCAUAUACUGAUUUUUUUACUUAACAAAAAGCCUGUUAGAAAUAUAACCCACUGAUGACUUGAGUCCAGUUAGCUGAAAACAUUCUAUAGGAAGAUGAUUGUAUGAAAAAUUUAAUCAACGUUAAAAAAGGGAAGUGGGGAGGGAACAGAAACUUGAACAAAAUAUUCUUAAAUGAAGUUGCAUCUCUUUUUAAAAUUAAGAUACAAUUGGUGCGCCAUAUUGGUCACCCUAUUAAAGUGUAAACUUCAAUGUUUGUAAUCAUAUUCACUAAGUUGUGCAACAUCACCACUGCCUAACUUAGGAACAUUUUCAUCACCUCUGAAAGAAACUGCAUACCAUUUGCAAUCACUCCUUCUCGUCCUUCCCCCAGCAUCUUGCAACCACUAAUCUACUUUCUGUCUCUAUAAAUUUGCCUAUCCUGGAUAUUUCAUAUAGUCAAACAAUAUUGUGGCCUUUUGUGUCUGGCUUCUCUAAAUCAGCAUAAUGUUUUCAAGACUGAUCCAUGUUGUAGCAUAAAUCAGUACACUGUUUUCAUGGCUAAAUAAUAUUUCGUUGUAUGUAUAUGCCACAUUUUAUUUGUCCAUUUAUCAUUUGCUGGACAUUCGGGUUGUUUCCACUUUUUUAUUAUAAUAAUGCUGCUAUGAACAUUUAUGUAAAAGAUUUUUUGUAUGGGUUAUGUUUUCACAUCUCUCUUAAAAACAAUUAGUCUAACAAAUCAAAUCAUUUAUGUUUACUUAAGUAGAAUCUCUUGCAAUUCUAUUUGGAGAGUGCAACUUAUGAUCUUGGUUUAAUUGAUCAAUUAGGAGACCCCUGAAUAAAGACUAACUCCCCAAUAUAUCCAUAAGAAUUUUUCUACGAGCCUGUCAUUUAGACAUGAUAAUCAAUUUCAUGAAGACUGUUUUAGUCUUGCAGAAAUUGAGUUGUCAUCACACGGAGGAUUUCUUGUCCUCUGCAUUGUUUUAAAGGACAACUACAAAUCAUGCUGGAGAAGAGUACUCAUUAAAUCUUUUAGGAUUCAAUGAAGUAGCAUUUUAAAUAUGUAAGUUAUUUUAUAUAUUGUCUGUCUUUUAAAGUUUGGACUUGGCUUCUUGAAAAAAAGUUUGUCAGAUCACCAAACCACAUGACUGUCCAUUCAUUGUAGCUUAUGUUUUUAUUAUUAAGGAAUAAUUCAUACUGAAAGUAAAAGAAAAAGAAUGUAUUUUGUGUGCAAAGGAUGAAUGUAUUAAAAACUUUUUAUUUGUAACAGUUUUUUAAAAAAAGCUAAAUGGAAAUUGCUUUCCCAUGUACUUGUAUAUAAAUAAACAUUUCCUCUUGCCCACA